Messenger RNA from Phymastichus coffea, 4360 nucleotides. RefSeq lists its product as uncharacterized. Gene Ontology annotation, molecular function: phosphotyrosine residue binding. The transcript is spliced from 13 exons. The record is from RefSeq and is a predicted model, not a curated record. Lineage: Eukaryota; Metazoa; Arthropoda; Insecta; Hymenoptera; Eulophidae. Bases 1064 to 4093 code for a protein of 1009 amino acids.
UCAUGCAGUCGCCCUCAGGUAUGUGAUAUUGUCAGCGGGCUUUUCCGCUUAUAUAGUUCAGAGCAACAACUUGAGAGCACAAGUAAUGGCGAAUUGUUUCAUUAUCUCUUUUUCUUUACAUGUUCCGAACACAACGAGUGUUGUAAACUUAAAAUAAACAAAAAACAGAUUAGAUUACUUCCGUUAGUACGGUCAAUAACAUUUACGUCAGAUCCAGGCGUCGGCUUCAUUUAUAGUCACCCAUACAGUGUUGCCAAAAUUUGUAAAAAGAGCCAAGUGCAAGCAUAAAGCAGCAGCGUUAAUGUGAACACUCCACGACAAUUUUGGCGUACAUCUGCAACGUCCUUCAACUUUCGAGAAGUGAAUCAUCAACUAGAUAGUAGACACUGGUGGACGUUCUGCCGGUAAAAAGUGUUUUCAGUAAAUACAUUCAUUUACAUUGAUAUACGAUAUCGUGUUGUGUGAUGUAGUUCACCUCUAUUUACAGUUUCAUACAGUUUUAUUUGCUCCUAAUAUUUUUGACUGGUGAACAAAGAAGUCAAGAAUCACAAAAGAAAAGAAGUCAGAAGCCGAUUUCUUUUAAAACCACGACUUUUUGUGUAUGUAUAGAAGUGAACUCUCCUCAGCUUUUCAUUGAGCAAUGAACAUGGAGUAUACAGAUGUCUAGAUGAUAAUCAAGUAGUGCGUCCAUAAUAAUAGUCUUUUGCAAUCACGCAUGAAUUCUAAAAAAAUCAUACAAAUUAUUACAGAACCUAAAACGAAAUGGAAAGUAGUAGUAGUGUCAACGAUACAGCAUCGAAUAUGAUAAACUUGAAUGCAACGUUAACUGAAUUUGACGUUAAUGUCUUACAUUCAAUAAGCACUGCAGGUAUCGAUACUUACAUUAGAGGAUUGCGAAAUUCUUGUUCUGGGCCAUCAGAUGAUAAGGAACAUGACACCUCAGAAGUAACAGAUAAUAUGCAAAGAACUGCACAAGAUAGCUUUGUUAUCUCAAUGACAAAUAGUAAUUUUAAUGCUGUCUAAAAUACAUCAAAUUCUAAUCAGGAUGUUCGAUUAGAUUCAAAUGGCAGAGAUAGAAGUUAUCGAGCAGUACUGUGAUCCGAAGGAUAUAAAAGAACGAAUAGCCGCCGAGCCGAUCGUGAGAAAAACUCAUCCUGUGGUGUGUACACAGGCAAAUCGCAAUUAUACUAGACCUUAUAAAGAUCUAUCAAAUUCCGAUUCUUCAUGGGAGAAUGAGGAAACUAGUGAUAAACUUUCGAAUUGCGGAAAGAGAAAAAAGACUUCUUACGAUAUUUCUUCAGAAUCUCGAAAUUUUGGUGUUCAAGUGUUGGGUGCAGAAUGGGAUAGUACAGAGUCAGGUGAUCUGGUCAUUAAUGAGGGGACCAUACCAGAGGUACUCCUGCUAAAGCACCUGAUCAUCUCGCAUUUGGACUGUUUGUCAACGGAUAGUCUGCCUUCUACAUACCUUUCGCCCUACUACUACGGGGAUCUAUUUAAAACAUCGACGACAGACUACCAUCAAGUGGUGCAUAAACAACAGGAUCAGCAACAACAAUGGAAGCAUCAGCAGAAAUCGCUGCUGCCACAGUCCUCUUGUCAUAACCAGUCGCUGAUCAAAUGUCGCAAAACUUGGAACUCUGGAGAACCGACUAAACGCACUGACCUUAUUUCUUAUCGGAAGUCACCGAUCAAAAAUCAGAUCAAGCCUAUUUUAUCGAAUUGCCUUAUAGAUGAAUGGAAUCACACGUUUAUGACAGCUCACCGGUUCCACGGUCAUGAGUUACCCAAUACUUGCACGUAUCUUGCUACAGCCGAAGAGAAAAACCAAGACUCGCUUGAGUUGCCACCACCUCCUUGUCCCUCUGAGCCAUUCCAGUCCAGACUGCACUUUAAGGCCAGCCACAAGGUACACAAGUUGAGGCGUUCGCGGAGGAGAAAGCCACAACCGAUAGCGCAUGAGGACGACUGGAACGAGACUGAAUUUGAAGACGAAAACGAGACUGAAGAGGACGACGAGGAGAUGUCCCGUCAGCAUCAAAUCUAUGAAACAGCAUUUGACUGUAAGAUCAGAAGAUCCGUUGAUAAUAUAGACGAUCUUGAUCGAAUAACAAACCAUUCACUUUUGAUCUCGCAACUAAAAAACUGUUCGACUACACCGCUCUCUCGAGCAAGUUCAUCAACUGGAUUAUCUAAGCAGUCACAGCUGAUGAUCAAUCACUCUUUAAAAGAACAUCGUCACAAGAGUUUCGGUUUCCGAUCGAAAAAAUCAAAUCGCGUCAAUUGGCAUCAAGAACAAGUCCUUUCGAACCAGUUAUUGCGCGACUCGAUGGACAGCACAUACAGUCUUUCACAAAAUAUCAAAUCCCUCCAAAUCAACUCGAACCAUGAAAAAAAUGCAUCGAGUUGCAGUUAUGCGGACUCACCACCCUCAACGAGGCCACUGCCAGUUAAAUUUCAGGACCAUGACCAGUUAAUACUCCAGUUGCUAAAAGCGUCGAACGUUUCGAGUCAACAACAUCGGAAAUUGGAACAGUUUUAUUCUAAAGAUGUACAUCUACCCCUAAAGUCGCUUCGGAAUAACCAACCCUCGACGAUAUUCCUGGCUGAAAGUACCGAUUAUAAGAUUAAAAGUCUGCCUAAAAGCUAUCCUCUGGAGUCAAAUAAAUCGAUCUUAGAGUUUAGGAGUAAACCUACAUCAAGUGGCGCUGGUGAAACUCAGUCACAACAGCAACGAUCCAGACAACGUAGUCUCGCUCGAGAAAAGAGACCUGUUCAAGAAUUUAAAGGCAGGCCCUACGAAUCCGAAAAUCCAAUAACAAGGGAAAGUCAUCAACAGAUUAAUCACUUGGACUUGAACGAGCGAGAUAAUGUAAGACGUAGAAUCGGCUAUUGCAGUACAGAGAGCAUGGCCAUGAGUAGCAGUGAUGGCAGCAUGGAGUCAUUGCGCAGCAGCACUAGUGAGGACAAUCGUUCAACUAGUAGUAGCGAAAACGCUCACAGUAGUAGUCUUAGUUCUCAUAGCUCUGACAGUGGACGUGCCGGGUGUAUUCAGAAUAAACCGCAGUUAAAAUUAGUGGAACCAAAUCUUGUAGGCUUUCCCGGACAUCACGCGCCCAAGCGCCAUAUUUUAUCACCCAUCAGUGAUAAAUCUUCGCAGGAACCAUCCAACGAAACUUCCAACAAUAAUCGUAAUAAUAAUUCACGAAAAUCAUCUUCUGAAGAUUGCCAGAUGAGCCUUAACAUUAAUCCCACCACCACGCCCAUCGAGUAUUCCUUCAAAAAACGUCGUACUCCACAGAAUAAAAACCUCAUCAAUUUUGCAUUGAAAUCGUCGUCGUCGGGGGAUACUGAAAUUCAUGGAUCCGACAGCGGUAUUUCUAUCGAGUCGAAAGCUGGCAUCAAAUGCAGAUCGCUCAACUUCCACUCCUUCAAGCAGCAGCCUAAUCAACAGUCAAGCCAAUUAACGGUCCAACAACAAGCAUUCAACGAUCUUAAGCAAUCAGCAUUGGAUAGUGAGAUGGAUCUUAUGGACUUGCCUUUUGAUAUGCCUAAACUCAGACGCCGAAAAAUGUUCAUUCAGCAACAACAAGAUGCUGCAACCUCAGGCAGUGCAACUAGUAUUAAUUUUAAAGAUUUGCCCUUUGACUUGCCUAAACUUAAGAGGCGCAUCAGGUGUUUACAGAACACGGAUUUAACUAUUUCAGAAGUCUCGACCAAUCAGCCUAUCAAAGGAACCGAUGCUCCCCACCUAUUUGGUGGCAGCCUGGGUCGAGCAAAAAUGACGCUGAAUCUUAGUGGCAGUGAACAUAAUGGACUUGAUCUAGGUACAAUAAGCGAGGUUCCGUCAGAACAAUUACAAAAGCCUGCAGCCCUCUAUCUAGGACUAUCACUUGAAUUGUCUACUUCACGAGGAUUGGCCGAUCUUAUUGACGUGGAUCUACCGCUUGAAAGACAAGGCUGGUACCACGGCUCUAUCACAAGGAUUGAAGCAGAAGCUAUAUUGCGGUUACUAAGAGAAGGAAGUUACUUAGUGAGGAAUAGCGAAUCUACCAAACAAGAUUAUUCACUAUCUUUAAAAAAUUCCGAAGUCUGAAACAUUGAAAAUAAAUCAUAAGCCUGCACCAAUAAUCAAGCAAAAAAAUUUAUUGCAUAAGGAUCAAAUACUAAAAACGGUAGCGGACAAACUUCUAAAUAAUAUCAUAGUACCGACAGAUAAAUUAGUUGAAACUAAAAACAAUAGUCGUUAACUGUACAAAAAAAGAGGAUAUUAAUAUUGUUGAACAUCAUUUGAAUAUUGAAUUUGGUAAGGAUUAUAAUAUACUACAGAAUAAUUUAACGGAACCAAGACUGAAAAUUUUAA